This is a messenger RNA of Ciona intestinalis (vase tunicate), 469 nucleotides long. The record is from RefSeq and is a predicted model, not a curated record. Lineage: Eukaryota; Metazoa; Chordata; Ascidiacea; Phlebobranchia; Cionidae.
GUGCGGAAUAAAUAAGCCGAGGUGUGGGCCUGGUUUGAAGUGCUUGGCUGUCGGUGCUGAAUCGAAUUUAAUCGCGAUCCUUGAGAACAGGGGGGCGUGUCAACUUGACCCCGCCCAUCAAGAAACCACGGAGAAAGCUUCUCGUCUUCGUCUAAUUCACACACGCCACCUUAAACGGAGAAGAAGAAAAAAACACCGAAGAUUUCCAAGGCACCCCCAUCGUGGCUUGCUGAGCCCUCUUAAUCAUGACGGUCCAUGUUCACGUCACUAUGAAGAGAUGAUGACGUCAUGUAUAACAAUGGCGCACAAAGUUUGGCUUCCAGCAUGCGACGCGAGAGGUUAUUACGCAGCUAAACAGUGCAUGUCGUCUAACGGUCUUGAACGAGGCAAAUGUUGGUGUGUGGACGAAACGGGAAUCGCGUUAGAAGACACGCCGUAUACGCGAGAUUCUAUUACGUGUCAUCGGUAA